Messenger RNA from Auxenochlorella protothecoides, 2202 nucleotides. RefSeq names its product Vacuolar protein sorting-associated protein 52-like protein. The coding region runs from base 1 to 2202 and encodes 733 amino acids. Gene Ontology annotation, cellular component: GARP complex. Gene Ontology annotation, biological process: Golgi to vacuole transport; endocytic recycling; retrograde transport, endosome to Golgi. Lineage: Eukaryota; Viridiplantae; Chlorophyta; Trebouxiophyceae; Chlorellales; Chlorellaceae. Gene Ontology annotation, molecular function: syntaxin binding. The transcript has 14 exons. The record is from RefSeq and is a predicted model, not a curated record.
AUGAAUGAGCCUUCCAGUAUUCCAGCAGGCUACGGCGCUGAAAAUGGGGAAGACCUGUCUCUGGGGCUGGGCGAACUUGAUCUCACCACCGAGCACCUGAGCCUGGCGGGGAUAGAAAAGGAUGUAGAAGCUCUAGCCGACCACGAAGUACUCAAAGCUAUCCUGGAUCAAGGGCUGGACCCUCGCGAGUAUGGGCGCAGGUACGAGGACGAGCUCCGUCAAGCUGAGCUGGCCUCCAUCGAGGACUACAUCGCGGAGGCAGACACCCUCAUCGCCCUUCACACAGACAUCAAGGAGUGCGACGACAUCCUCCAGGGCGUGGAGGCCACGCUGGCGCACUUUCAGACCGACCUGGGGAGCAUCUCCAGCGAGAUCCGGGCCUUGCAGGCCGAGAGCCAGAGCAUGAAUGCCAAGCUGCGCGACCGCAGGGCGCUCAAGGAGUCUCUGGAGGACUUUGUGGGUCGAGUGAGCCUGACGCCGGACCUCAUCCAUGGCAUCGUCCAGUCGGAUGUACAGAGCGAGGAGUUCCUGAGCGCCCUGCAAACCCUGGGCCGGAAGCUGGCCUCUGCAGCUCGGGACCCGGACCUCCAGGGGACAGUGGCUCUCAGAGAUGUGGCGCCAGAGCUGGAGAAGCUCAGGAUCAAGGCAGUCGUGAAGAGCAGGGACUUUUUGUUCGCCAAGAUCUGGGACUUCCGGCGUCCCCGCACCAACGUCCAGAUCAAGCAGCCGGUGCUGCUGCGACACAAGUCCCUGGUCGCCUUCCUGGGCGAGCAUGCCCCAGACAUCUUUGGCGAGGUCCGGGCCGCCUACAUCGACAAGGUCUCCGCCAAGGUCCUGGACCUCUUCCGCAACUACUGGGCGGUCAUCGACCGGCUGGAGGAGAAGGUGCUGACGGAGGCCGACACGCUGGGCGCGGCCGAGGCCCCGUCCUCCGGCGGCGAUCGCGCGCUGGUGCUGAGCCACGUGGAGGGCCCGCCCCUAGUGCUGCACGCGGCGGAGGCGCGCGGCGCGCGCUUCCCUUACGAGGUCCUCUUCCGCUCCGUGAACAAGCUGCUGAUGGACACCGCGGCGCACGAGUACCUAUUCUGCGCCGAGUUCUGGGGCGAUGCGGGCGUGUACGCAGCGCUCUUCGCCCCCGUCCUGGCCUUCGUGGAGUCCUCGCUGGCGGCGGCCCUGGCCGAGCUGCAUGACCCCAUCGCCCUGCUCCUCAUGGUGCGCCUGAACCGGGAGUGCGGGCUUGCCAUGGCGCGGCGCGGAAACCCCGCCCUGGACGGCUUCUACGACCGCAUCAACCUGCUGCUCUGGCCCCGCCUCAAGGUGCUCAUGGACGCCCAACUGGCGUCGGUCAAGGCGAUGCCAGUCGACCCGGGGUCCACUGCCGUCCCCAUCCCCGCCGUCCACCUGCUGGCAGAGCGGUAUGCUGCCCUCACCUCGGCCCUGCUCCUGCUCCAAGCGGACCUGCCCGAGGAGCCCCUGGAAAGCAACACGGAGCGCCUGCGAUACGCAGUGAUGAACGCCCUGCUGAGCCUGAGCCGCUUGCUGCCCAGCAAGCGCGCCGGCACCGUCUUCCUCAUCCUGAACUUUGGGCACAUUGUCGGCGUGCUGCGUGGCACCGCGGCCCGGGGCCUGCCCCGCACGGGAUCCCUGUCGCAGCAGGCCAUGAGUCAGGCUGCGUCGGGCGGCGGCCAGGGAGGCGCAGGGGCCAACCCUGCCCUGCACCGGACCAGCAGCAGCCACGGGGCAGUGGACGCAAGCCAGGGGCUGGGGGCCUCGGGCGCGGCCCUGCUCAAGGAGAUUGAGGAGGGGCUGCACCGCUGCACCAGCAUCUACGUGGACGACAUGCUGGGCGGGGCGCUGCCUGAGCUGAUUGCAUUCGUGCGACGCGGCGAGGCCCUGGCGUCGGGCCUGCCGGAGGGGCAGGCACUGCCUGGUUGUGGGCCGCCGGAGGCAGCACCCCUGGCCCAGGCUUUUGCCGGGAGCUGGAAGCAGAAGGCAGAGGCCAUGUGCAGGGAGGUGACGCAAGACUUUGGGUCCACGCAUGCCGCCCGCGGCGUGCUGCAAGCGGUGUUCACCCAGCUGCUCAUGCAGUAUUCGCGCUUCCUGGAGUUGAUGAAGAAGCAGGGGCCCGCAGGCCUGGGCGUGGUCCGGGAUGCAGUCACCCUCCCCAGCGUCAUGUACGGCUUGAAUGCACUCAGCCGCUGA